AUGCGCCUACAAGUUCAAAUCGGAAUUGAGUGCAUUGUUAUUCCGUAUGAAGAGGAAGAAACAGUUCAUAGUAUUGCACUGAAGACGGUCGCUAAGAUACGCAGAUUACGUCCAGCUGUUCUAAUCCCAAAAGAAGGCAAUCCGUAUCAAGAGGUUCGACGGACUGUCGGAAAUUCUCUGCUUGACCCAGAAGAUCGGGCCGGAGAUGUCCUGAAAGACGGCGAUUUUGUUAUCCUUGAAACAAAGACAAGUGGAACUGGAGACAACUCCAAAAUUAACGUACUUUCUUGGUCAGCUGUAACAAUUGAAAGACCUACAAAGCUGCUUAUAUUGGAUGGUGACAGUUUGCUCCCAGCUGAUCUAGUACGAUGUGAACGUGGAGAAUGUGUGAUACAGUUAUCAAUGGAAGUAGAGGAACGGAUUCACAAAGGUCGAACAUUUCUUGAGAAGAUCGCCACCGAACAUCGCGCCGUCUACGGAGUGACAACCGGCUUCGGCAUAUUCUCGAAUGUGCGCUCAAUUCCGAGUUUAGUAAAGUUGUUAAGGAAGCUACAGCUGAACCUAGUUCGUUCCCACGCGACCGGUUACGGCCAACCACUUCACCCAUCGAAAGUCAGAAUGUUGCUUGCAUUAAGAAUUAAUGUUCUUGCCAAAGGAUAUAGUGGAGUUUCUUUGGAGAAUGUCAAAAAGAUGGUGGCUGCGUUUAAUGCAUUUUGCGUUUCAUACGUCCCACAACAAGGCACGGUAGGAUGCAGUGGCGACCUGACACCCCUGGCCCAUCUCGCACUUGGACUACUGGGAGAAGGAAAGAUGUGGAGUCCAAUCACGGGAUGGGACGAUGCUGACGUGGUUCUUAAGAAGAACAAUCUCAAACCACUAGAACUCGGUCCAAAGGAAGGACUAGCGUUGAUUAAUGGCACUCAGAUGGUCACUGCCAUUGGAGCAUACGCACUGGAGCGAGCAUAUAACAUUGCACGGCAGGCGGAUGUGAUAGCUGCAUUGUCGCUGGACAUUCUCAAAGGGACCACUAGAGCUUUUGAUCCAGAUAUUCAUCGACUACGUCCUCAUAAGGGUCAAGACAUCUCCGCACGUCGUCUGCGUUCUCUACUUCAUUCCGACGCUAAUCCAUCCCAAAUUGCAGAGUCGCAUCGAAACUGCAACAAAGUGCAAGACGCAUAUACACUACGAUGUGUUCCACAGGUGCACGGCAUCGUCCAUGACACGAUCGAGUUCGUUCGCCGAAUUAUCACUACAGAAAUGAAUUCCGCCACUGACAAUCCACUCAUAUUUGCAGACAGAGAAGAGAUAAUUUCUGGUGGUAAUUUUCAUGGCGAGUAUCCGGCCAAGGCACUCGACUAUUUGGCGAUCGCCGUACACGAAUUGGCUCAGAUGAGUGAGCGCCGCCUCGAACGGUUAGUGAACAACCAGCUAAGCGGUCUUCCAACAUUCCUCACUCCAAACGGUGGACUAAACUCAGGCCUGAUGACCGUACAACUCUGCGCGGCUAGUCUCGUGUCUGAGAACAAAGUUCUUUGUCAUCCGUCGUCGGUGGACAGCAUUCCGACAAGCUGCAACCAGGAGGAUCAUGUCAGCAUGGGAGGCUUCAGUGCACGCAAAGCGCUGACGGUCGUCGAGCACGUCGAGGCUGUACUAGCCAUGGAAUUGCUGGCCGCUUGUCAAGCCGCCGAAUUCCUCAAACCGUUGGUUUCGACGGCACCGCUUAACAAGGUCUACCAACUAGUUCGAAGUGUCAGCGCACCAUUAAUUGAAGACCGCUACAUGCAUCCAGACAUCCAAACCAUCAUUCAACUACUCAGAGAUAAUAAGGUGUGGGAAUGUGUACAACCGCACUUGAAGACAUUAAGGGAGAUGGAGGAGCUAGAUCCAGAUGCGCUUCGAAUUGACGCCAAGACCCCGACCGGCAUUGUGAUAUCCGAACGCCUCGAUACUCCUGGAGAUUCCGACACAAUCAGCUCCGACGAAAUAGUUUCCAUAUAA
Angiostrongylus costaricensis is the source of this 1998-nucleotide messenger RNA. Lineage: Eukaryota; Metazoa; Nematoda; Chromadorea; Rhabditida; Metastrongylidae. The record is from the annotation of a GenBank genome assembly.